This is a messenger RNA of Rhipicephalus sanguineus (brown dog tick), 3389 nucleotides long. RefSeq names its product elongation of very long chain fatty acids protein AAEL008004. Gene Ontology annotation, cellular component: endoplasmic reticulum membrane. Lineage: Eukaryota; Metazoa; Arthropoda; Arachnida; Ixodida; Ixodidae. Gene Ontology annotation, molecular function: fatty acid elongase activity. Gene Ontology annotation, biological process: fatty acid elongation, polyunsaturated fatty acid; sphingolipid biosynthetic process; very long-chain fatty acid biosynthetic process. Bases 169 to 1011 code for a protein of 280 amino acids. The transcript has a single exon. The record is from RefSeq and is a predicted model, not a curated record.
GAAACGGAGGCUGAACGCGCCGUCGCGACAGACUCGAUAUACAUCGCCACCGUCGCCGCUGCGAGCAGCCGGCUCGGAGAAGAUUCGUGCUCGGGCGGGGGUCGGCUGCAGCGUUCCGCGGCCGGCAGCGCACAGUGCCCGGGCCACACCAAGCGCUCGCCAACCAACAUGGAGGCCGCCGUCGACCUGCUGACCGGUGCACCGAGCGGAGCCGCGGCCGCCACGGCGAACGCCGGCGCGCUCGCCAACGCCACCUUGGCUCGGGACCCGCGCACCACAACAUGGCCGCUCGCCGGCAACCCGCCGCUUAUCGGCGCCCUCCUGCUGAGCUACGUGUACCUCGUCAAGGUUGGCGGGCCGCGCUUCAUGCGCGACCGCAAGCCGUACAACCUGCGCCGCGUCAUCCUCGUCUACAACGCGACCAUGGUGCUUCUCAACGCGUACUUCGUGGUCAACUUCCUGUCGCGCUCCUACCUGGGCGGCGGGUACAGCGUGCUCUGUCAGGGAAUCCGCUUCGACGCCGACCCUCGCACCCUCGAACUGGUGUCCCUGUGCUGGUGGUACCUGCUGGUGCGCAUCGCCGACUUCCUGGACACGGUGUUCUUCGUGCUGCGCAAGAAGGACUCGCACGUCUCCUUCCUCCACGUGGUCCACCAUGUCCUGGUGGUCUUCAACGGCUGGUUCGGCCUCUCGUACGGGCCCGACGGCCAGGUGAUGUUCUGCAUCUGCCUGAACAGCUUCGUGCACGUCAUCAUGUACUCCUACUACUUCCUCUCGCUGCUGGGGCCGCGCGUCCAGAAGCACCUCUGGUGGAAGCGCUACCUGACGCAGCUCCAGUUGGCGCAGUUCAUCGUUAUCUUCGUGCACAGCACCAUACCGCUCUUCAAGGACUGCGGCUACCCGCGGCCACACACGUUCAUCGUGCUCUCCGAGUCCGUGCUCUUUUUCGGCAUGUUCGUGCGCUUCUACCGCGGCGCCUACAAGAACAAGCAGCCGGCGAAGGCAGCCUGAGAUCUAAGCGUACUCUGCGUAAAACUGGGCCCGAGAGACUUCUUCCUUUCUUUGUAUUAUUAUGGCAUGCGACGGUGCGCUGCCGGGUACGACGCCAGUCGGAAUGCGCUGCGGAAAUUCUCAGUGACUAAUGGUCCACAUCAAGACGCUAUCCGGAUAGGACAAAGGAAGUGAGCUUAGAGCUGUUUCUAGCGCGCAGUCGUCUUCGAUUUGUUGGGCAGAGUCGCAGAGAAAGGUGCGCCGGCCAGUUUACCACGCACCAUUAGCCAGCUUGCAUGUUUUUUGGCUAUAAAUUGUUAUUUUUCUGUCAACGCGUUAGCUUAUUUAGUGCAGUUGCAAUACCGCAUCGAUCAAAUUUUUACGGGUUUCGCAAGCUCGUAUAAUAUAGGCUUAUUAACAAAUUUCCAGGUGUCUAUGUAAACGACGUUUUUCGCAGCGGCUCUGAGACUUGGAUAUUCUUAUACUCAUGUUCCUUUUUUUGACAGGCACCUUGCUUGCGGUGGUUAUAGUGCGUUCGUUAGCCAACAUCGGACACUUUGUCGUUGUCUCGGACGAUGCUGUUGCCAAAAUGAGGCUGGGUCAUCAGCAAUGUUACAGCGCGGACCGUCAACAUUAGGUGGAGUUUCACUUUAUAGGCCAGCUACUAACUUCUCACCAUCGCAUCCUCAGAGAAGGCUGCGCAAAUUAUGCAGUAAUUUCAUAAAGAAACAGUUCAACGUUAUUCGCCCUCUAAAGUAAGCCCUAGUCUCACUCAAGCGUUAUCUUGUAAUACGGUAUACGUUGCGUGAUUCCUGAGGUAGUUCCAGAAUGGAAUGUUGUGGUGGUAACCAUGACGAGCCAAAGUCAAUACUUUCAAGCACAUAAAUGAGGCAUGACGCAAUGUACGUGAAAGCUCGUGAAAAAAAAAUUUUAACCUGUUUUUGGGAGCAUGGUGAAUGUUCCAUACACCUUCUUUCGCAGACGAAUGAACUUUCGGUACAUUUCAAUGUUUUCACUCGGUGUCGCAUGCACUUGCAUGCUGUGGACCAUGUGACUAGCGUAUAGCAUGACCGUUGAAGCGACGACAAUGAUCCCGCAAUGUGUACAAUCUGUCGAGAUAAGAACGGUAUUACGUAGCAACAGCUACCGGAGCCGUGCCUGGUGAUGGCGACCGAGUUGAUGAAAACUCUUAAGAGAUUGGUGAAAACUCUUUAACAGUGAGCCACGAACAAAUGCAGGAAACUCGUCGGUGAAUCGAAAGUUCAGCGCGAGUGGCUUUUGCUGCGCGAAAUUUCUAGGUUCUGUGCAGAUCGCACCAUCACUAUUGGCCACGUUGUCGAAGAAACGAGUCCCGAUGGAGCAUUAUAGGACCCUGUUAGUAUCAAGUGGGAGGGAAGCGUAGGCUCGAGGGCAUUAAAGAUGUAGGUACAUGGAAUGAUUGGUCACCGAACAAUUCAUCCUCCGCUGUGCUAGAAGUGACAGAGCAAAAGAUCCUUCAAGAUUCUUGCACCGAGGAGACUUGUGUAUACGCUUCCAUCGUUUCUUCAAGCACUUGUUGCAGAUACGUGACCCGGUUCGCCUGAAACACCACGCUCAUUUGCAGUGAAGGAUGUGCACGAACUGUUAAGAUGUCAGGGUGAACCAAGCUUGGUCGGAGGCCUUCCAGCAUGCGGGGCACUAUCAAAGCGGAAUGCGAAUGAUUGAGCGUGGAACGUCAAAGGCCGCCGGAUGUUGACAGGUCCUCCUACAGACCGUAUGGAAGGAAGACGUUGCUGGGAUGUGCUGGAUAUCCGAUGUGACGGUAUGCCGAAAGUAACAGUGCUAAGAUAGCAAGUUCGACCCGUCGUUCUCUGUAGGACCCUUGUGGAAGCAUUUUGUAUACGCGUGUUGUGCCUCCCGAGAAACACCGCUCCUGAAAUAAUACGGCGGCCCGCCACAGCUUCUGUCCCAUUUCGUUAAACGUAUGCUAUGCUAUGCCUGCGCGCGCACUGACUUCUGAGGAUGAUGCGGGGCACUACUUCAUGUCUUUCGAGCAUACCGGGCGCGCGACCUUGAGGAGGGUCCUCGCGUCUGACACUGACCAAGCCAGAAAAUGCCUUAGCGUUAUCACGCUACAGGGCAUGCUUCUGUUUCUUUAUUCUCGCUGUUUCUAGGUCUUAAUGCCAAAACACAUUAAAAACAAGUCGCCGCUUUGCUUCCAUCCAGGAGCCGAGCUUUAGUCGUGAUAAAAGUCUUGCCAUCUUGUGAGGCACACUUUGUGUGUGCGUGUGUGCGUGUUUGUGUCUGGUUGUUGGACUGAUACGCGACCUAAUACAUAUGUAUAGCGAUUCAUUGUAUGUGCACCUGUUUUGUGACCUAUACGUGAUGUUGGUUAAAAUGAAAGAACACCCAUUCUUGAA